Panicum hallii is the source of this 919-nucleotide messenger RNA. Its product is annotated as keratin, type I cytoskeletal 9-like. The record is from RefSeq and is a predicted model, not a curated record. The coding region runs from base 32 to 658 and encodes 208 amino acids. The transcript has a single exon. Lineage: Eukaryota; Viridiplantae; Streptophyta; Magnoliopsida; Poales; Poaceae.
ACUCCAUAGCUACCUAGCCUAGGCCGUCGCCAUGGCAACCAGUAAGAUCUUCGCAAUCGGCCUCAUUGUCCUACUAGGCAGUGGAUUAACAAAUGCUAUUAGGGUUGUUAACCACGCCACAGCUGAUGGCCAAGGCGGUGGAGGAGGUGGAGCUAGCGGGACCGGAACUAGCUACGGCACCGGCUCCGGCUUCGGCUUCGGCGAUGCCGAUGCCUAUGACGGCAGCGCCCAAUCUCCGACCAGCAACCAUGCAUAUGGCAGUGGAUCUGGUGAAGGCGGCGGCCUUUGGCAAGGCCAGGACCAGUACGCGUCUGGCUAUGGAGCUGGAGGUGCAUCUGGUGUAGGCCAUGGUGACACGGGCUACUGGAACACCAACACCGGUGGGGCUGCACAUGCGAAUGGAGCUGGUGGCGGCGGCGGCUCUGGUGGAAGCUACGGCAAUGGUAGCGGAUCUGGUGGUGGCAAAGGAAUCGGCGAAGGUGAAGGUGAUAACUAUGGGCCCUAUGGCUCAAGCUAUGCGAAUAGUGGUGGCUCCGGAAGUGGAAGCGGAGGUGGGCAUGAUGGUGGGUUCGGCAGCGGUUCUGGUGGUGGAUCGGGGAACAGCGGCAGUGAUACAACAGGUUACAAUGAUGGUACCCGCAAUGGGUCAACGCCUUAAAAUUCAUGUGGUCGAAUGAUCUCUCCUAGGGUGGUCCAUAUUUGUUCGCCAUAUAGUGUCGAACUCAAUGUUUCUUUGAAUAAGUCAUGUGGUGGCAUUUGUUACUCGUCACUGAUGGUCAGUUCAUUUGCAGUAAUAAUGUAGAAGAUCUUCUUGCAAUUGAUGUGUAACGCACGUAUGGUUGCCAUCUGUGAGAUUGUCAAGUUAAAUGUUAUGAUAAAGAAGUAUUUUAAAUAAGUUUAUUUGAGAAUAUGCAGGCUA